CCACAUGUGACGCAGGAGUCAGGAGGAAAGAUCAUGGGGUUUAACUUGGCUGAGUUUUCUGAUUUAAGUACAGGAUAUAUACUCUGCAGGCUACAUGAGCUUCUCCUCUCCUUCUAACCCUCAUCUGCACCACUGCUCUGAUACUUCUUGAUUGCAUCUAUCGAAUAAAAUGAAUGCCCUGGGUGUCACUGUGGUCCUGGGGCUACUGUUAGGGGUUUGGGCUCAGACCAACAUAGAGCGACCUCAGUGCGACUCCCCUGAGGCAGAGGAGGCUGCUCUGGCGGCUCAGGAUUACCUCAACGCCCAGCACACUCAUGGCUACAAGUAUGCACUGAACAGAAUCGAGGACAUCAAGGUUUACACUAAGCCUGAUGGAGACAACACAUAUAAGUUGGAGAUAGAACUGCUGGAGACAGACUGUCAUGUCCUGGAUCCCACACCUCUUGCGAACUGCACCGUGAGGCCUAAAAGAAUGACGGCAGUAGAAGGAGACUGUGAUGUGCUGCUGAAGAGGGUUGGCGGAGUGAUGACCGUCACAGCAUUCAAGUGUAAAACAGAAGAAUCUACGGAGGACUUGUGCUUGGGCUGUGCUACCCUCCUUCCCCUAAACGACACUACUGCACUGGACUUUGUCCACGCCUCUCUGGCAACCUUCAACAACAUGACUGAAAAAGUCACGUACGCUGUUAUGGAGGUUGGAAGGAUGUCAUCAAAGGUUGUGUCUGGGGGGCUAAUCUAUUUGGCAGAAUAUGUUGUAGUUGAAGCUAACUGCACUGAUGACCCCUGCGUUCCCCUGAAUGACGCCAUGGCUGCACGUGGUUUUUGUACCGCCAGAGGUUCUAGCAUUGAUCACUUAGUGGACUGCAAGAUGUUUUUAACUAUGAUGCCUAUUAUAGAUGCCAACAGCACUGUGGCAGAUACCAACAGCACUGCAGCUGCAGAUACCAACAGCACUGCAGCUGCAGAUACCAACAGCACUGUGGCAGAUACCAACAGCACUGUGGCAGAUACCAACAGCACUGCAGCUGCAGAUACCAACAGUACUGCAGCUGCAUCUCCUGCCAUGCCACAGAUGGUCCACAUACACACAGGCAGCCUGUCACCCAAGCUUGGUCUGAGGUACCACAAACUGACUACUCUCCAUGACCCUGAGCCAAGUGGCUUCCUGUCCUCAGAAUCUACAGAGUCAGCCGAAGUUGUACCUGUAGCCCCGGCAGUGGUUGCUGCUGCUGCUGAUCCCGCUGCCGAUGCUGCUCCAGCUGCUGACGCUGGAUCGGACUCAGAUUCCUCAAACAGUGCUGAGGUCCUUGUUAUUGUGAAAAUAGAUGUACCUGUCGCAGCUGCCCCAGUGGUUGACCCCAUUGUUGUUGUGCCAGUGUGCCCAGGAAGGAAAAUAUUCUUUUAAGAGUUAAGGUCCUACAGAAUCUAUACUUGCUUCUUUCAGCUACACUGGCACUAAACUAAUGUGGUUGGUAGAUGUAACACCAAUACAACAAAGAAUAAUCCAUUAUAGAGUGAAACUAAUUAAUUGCAAAAUGUGCCUAAAAUCAAAUCUAUACAUACUUGUAUUGGAUGCUGAAUAAAAUUUCCUAAGUCAAAGCUUUGUGUUCUAUUUGGUCACCAGUCAUCCUUUAAAUGUACCGAAACAUUUCUGCUGCACUACAUUUCCUAGAAGCAUUAAAUAGUAUACCCAAGGCCAUUGACAGGUUCGAUGAGGACACACUGAUAUCCGUCAUGCCACAUAUUUAAAGGUGAUUGUGAAACAAAUGGCUUUGCCAAGUGUGUUGACUAAUGCCAAUGACAUCCCUGUGAACCCAUUGACAUUUCCCAAUAAACAACAUUUUGAAAUUG
Messenger RNA from Trematomus bernacchii (emerald rockcod), 1851 nucleotides. RefSeq names its product alpha-2-HS-glycoprotein-like. Gene Ontology annotation, biological process: negative regulation of endopeptidase activity. The transcript is spliced from 7 exons. NCBI's taxonomy places the organism in Eukaryota, Metazoa, Chordata, Actinopteri, Perciformes, Nototheniidae. The record is from RefSeq and is a predicted model, not a curated record. Gene Ontology annotation, molecular function: cysteine-type endopeptidase inhibitor activity. The coding region runs from base 170 to 1405 and encodes 411 amino acids. Gene Ontology annotation, cellular component: extracellular region; blood microparticle; extracellular matrix.